This is a messenger RNA of Mastomys coucha (southern multimammate mouse), 4859 nucleotides long. RefSeq names its product NRAS proto-oncogene, GTPase (gene Nras). Gene Ontology annotation, molecular function: GDP binding; GTPase activity; GTP binding. Gene Ontology annotation, cellular component: plasma membrane. The transcript has 7 exons. NCBI's taxonomy places the organism in Eukaryota, Metazoa, Chordata, Mammalia, Rodentia, Muridae. The record is from RefSeq and is a predicted model, not a curated record. Bases 751 to 1320 code for a protein of 189 amino acids. Gene Ontology annotation, biological process: Ras protein signal transduction.
CUGCAGCUUCUAGGACCCAGUUUCUUUUACUGAUUUAAAAAACAAAAUGAACAAAAAAAAAUAAUAAUAAAAAAGUUGUGCCUGAAAUGAAUCCUGUUUUUUUUAAUAAGUAGCCCCCUGGUUCCAGUGCCCUGUUCAGUACAGGCACUUGAUCCUUGGUGUAGCUUCUGUUCAACUUUGUAUCACGGGAACAGAUUGGCCUGAUUUCUCGGCCUUCAUCUUGAAUUGGCCCCAAACAGGGUCCCUGGCAAGUGGAGUGAAGGCUUUUUGUCAAAAGAUGACAAGGGUCAGCUCAGGGGAUGUCGGGGAGGGCGCUUUCAUCUUCCCCGUUGUCAUUUGAGGUUUUGAACUCUGGGUUAAGAGGCCGUUUAUCUUUGUAAACACAAAACAUUUUUGCUUUCUCCGGUUUUAUGUUAAUGGCGAAAGAAUGGAAGCGAAUAAAGUUUUACUGAUUUUUGAGACACUAGCACCUAGCGCUUUCAUUAUUGAAAUGCGGGCGGGGCGGGGCGGGGCGGGGCGGGACUGGACUGGGUGCGGCCUGCUGCAGACUCUUAAAUCGUUGGCCCACGUGGCUGGGGCGGGGACUUGGGCGUCUUGGGCGCCUGGUGAUUACGUAGCGGGCGGGGCCGGAAGUGCCGCUCCCGGUGGGGGCUGUUCAUGGCGGUUUCGGGGUCUCCAACAGCUCAGGUUGAAGUCCAAAAGCCUGCCGAGGUGGGGUCUGCGGAGUUUUGAGGUUUUUGCUGGUGUGAAAUGACUGAGUACAAACUGGUGGUGGUUGGAGCAGGUGGUGUUGGGAAAAGUGCUUUGACAAUCCAGCUAAUCCAGAACCACUUUGUGGAUGAAUAUGAUCCCACCAUAGAGGAUUCUUACCGAAAACAAGUGGUGAUUGACGGUGAGACCUGUCUGCUGGACAUACUGGAUACAGCUGGACAAGAGGAGUACAGUGCCAUGAGAGACCAAUACAUGAGGACAGGCGAAGGGUUCCUCUGUGUAUUUGCCAUCAAUAAUAGCAAGUCGUUUGCAGAUAUUAACCUCUACAGGGAGCAGAUAAAGCGUGUGAAAGACUCUGAUGAUGUACCCAUGGUGCUGGUAGGGAACAAGUGUGACUUGCCAACAAGGACAGUUGACACAAAGCAGGCCCAUGAGCUGGCCAAGAGUUACGGAAUUCCAUUCAUUGAAACCUCAGCCAAGACCCGACAGGGUGUGGAGGAUGCCUUUUACACACUGGUAAGGGAGAUACGCCAGUACCGAAUGAGAAGACUUAACAGCAGUGAUGAUGGCACUCAAGGUUGUAUGGGGCUGCCCUGUGUAGUGAUGUAGGAAGACCCUUUUAAAGUUCUGUCAUCAAAAAAGAGCCACUUUCAAGCUGCACUGAUGCCCUGGUUCUGACAUCCCUGGAGGAGACGUGUUCCUGCUGCUCCCUGCAUCUCAGAGAAGCUCCUGCUUUCUGCUUCCCCCACUCAGUUACUGAGCACAGCCAUCUAACCUGAGACCUCUUCAGAAUAACUACCUCCUCACUUGGCUGUCUGACCAGAGAAAUGGACCUGUUUCUCCCCAGUAGUUCUCUGCCCUGAGUUUCCCCUAGAAACAAACACACCUGCCAGCUGGCUUUGUCCUCUGAAAAGCAGUUUACAUUGAUGCAGAGAACCAAACUAUAGACAUGCAAUUCUGUUGACAAUAGUUUUUUAAGCUCUAAGGUAACAACUGCUAGUGAUUUCCCUCCUGCCCCCAACUGUUGAACUUGGCCUUGUUAGUUUGGGGAAAAAUGUCAUAAAUUAUUCUCUUCCCAAGAAUAUAAUUAAUGUUGCUGAUUGAUUAAUUUGUAAUGUGAUCAGCUAUAUUCUAUAAACUGGCAUCUGCUCUGUAUUCAUAAACGCAAACAUGAAUACUCUCAACUGCAUGCAAUUAAAUUCAACAUUCACAACAAAGUGCCUUUUUCCUAAAAGUGCUCUGUAGGCUUCCAUUAGUUUGUCAUUGGAAAAGAUGUUUCAAGAACCAUUGUAUAGGGAAGUGACUAUGAGCCAUCCACCUUUGAGGGGAAGGUGUGUCUAUCUGAUGGCAGAUGCUUUGUCUAUGUACUUGUUCCCUGUUUGGGGUUCUCCCAGGAGAAAGAUGGAACUGAAACAAUUACGAGUAAUUUCAUUUAAUUCUAGCUAAUCUUUUUUUUUUUUUUUUGGUAGAUUACCACCUAUAAAUAUUUGUAAUUUCUUCUAGCUUACUGAUAAUCUAAUAAUCAACAAGCUUCCAUUAUAAUAAAUUGGUUCAUACCAGGAAGCCCUCCAUUUAUAGUUAGUCAGUUACUGUAAAAAUUGGCAUGUUAUUACUUUUUGGCUGUGAUUAAUGAUUCUUCAAACCUUAAAUAUAGUUAUUAGUAGGCAGGUUAUAUCUUUGCUGCAUAGCUUCUUUAUGGAAUAUAUAUGGGGAGAGAUUGGCCCUCAGUUCCCUUCUCAGCAUCCCUCUUCUCUCAGCCUAGAACAGUUCGAGCAUCCUAUAGGGGCUUGAAUAAUUAUCUCAGUUGAAUAAACCAUGGUGCUAAUGGACCAGGUCAGAGUUUCAAAACUUGAACAAGCCAGUUAGCAUCACAUAGGAAAUAGUUAUCCAUAUUUGCUCCCUACCUGUUAUUCCUGCUUAUAGACUUUUGCCUGAUGCCUGCUGUUAGCGCUAUAAGGAUAAAACUUAGGUGGCUCUGUACCGGGAAUGGAAAUACCUGGUGAGCUUUGGGGUAAGCCUAGAUAUCUUUACAUUUUCAGACCUUUAUUUUUAGCCACAUGGAAACUGAAGCCAGAGUUCAUACCUCCAACUCUCCCCCCAUUAGAUUAAUGUUCUUUAAUCAGUAUACCUUUUUAAAAAUAUUUAAAACAUGUCUAUAAGUUAGGCUGCCAGCUAACAACAGCUGAUGUGUUUGUUCAAAUAAAGAGGUAUCCUUUGCUACUUGAGAAAAGAAUGUAAAAUGCCAUUAAUUGUUGUCAUGUAGAGGCUUGAUAUUUGUGGUAAUGCCGUCAUAAUCCAUUGGUGGGUUUUGUUUGUCAUGUAAUACUUAAGCUAUAACUCAGCUCAUUAAUUCUAAUGAAAACAUAAAUUGGAUACCUUGAUUGAAAAAAGCAAACCUAAUUCCAAAAUGGCCAUUUUCUCUUCUGAUUUUGUAAUACCUAAAAAUCUGAGGUCCUUGGGAUUCUUUUGUUUAUAACAUGAUCUUGCUGUGUAGUCCUGGCUGGCCUCAAACUCACAGCUCUUCCUGGAUCAGUCUCCCAAGUGCUAGGAUUACAGGCACAGUUCACCACACACCUGGCAGAUCUAGUUUCUAAUGAAUUCUCAUUAAGCAAAUUCCCCAUCACCUUGAAACUAAUCUGAAGAGGGAAGAAACAUGCUGUGCUCCUCAGUGCUAAUGCUGGGAUCAUGCACAUGGGGCUUGUAUUCCUAAGCAAACUGCUGCCUUUUACAACAUGGCUCAAUCAUCUUCCUGAAGCUGCUGAGGCCAACACUUGGUCUUGUUCUGUUUUAAUGUGUCUGUAUGACUGGUGGUGGAUCUCUAAAAAAAGCUUAUUAAACUCCAAUUAAGGAGAAAGUUAUGCCCCUUGGCCCUUCUGACCAUGUCGUGUGUGUGUGUGUGUGUGUGUGUGUGUGUGUGUGUACAUAUAUGUGUAUGUAUGUAUAUCUAUAGGUGAUCUCCAGUAUGUUCUAAACACAGAAACAAAUGGAGCCAAUUCAGGCUUCGGAUGCCCUUAGUAGCAUAUAAUUCCCACAGGGUGUGAGUUUUGGCACAACAGUGACAAACUUAAAAGCCAAGUAAGUCCAGUUGGUGUGGUAUCAAAGUGUUUUUAGAGAGAGUAAUUAGUGAAGAUCUGGUUUACCUCAAAGUCACGAAGCCUCUCUUCCUGAAUUAGGUGCCUGGCCCGCUGUCACAGAUUAACAUGUUCCCAUAAGGCGGUUGGUUGAAGCUUUGUUCACACAUUGGAGAGUAUGAAAAUGAAGUGUUGUGUUUAAGAGCUCUGAGACUGAAUCUUUGUAAACCUGUUAAAUGCUGUUUGUUCCAGAACUUAGAGUGUGUGAGUUGGUAACUCAGUACUUGUUUACUAGUUCCGUAGGAUCUAGUGUGUGUACAGUGGAGGUGGGUUUGUUUUAGCCGGCCACCUGUAGAGUCAGCCUGUAAACUGCUGUGAACUUUGUCAUGACUUGAACAUGAAGAUAAACAAAAACCCUCUAAAGACAAAUGUUUGUUUUCCCCAUUACAGAAUGUGUGAGUUUAGUUUUCUCUUCCUUUGUGUUUAGUCACAAACUCUCAAGCUGGCAGCUACGACCAAGGAUCAGAAGGUGCGUCACCCCACCCCCACCCCCACCCCCCGGUAGAAUUAGCUCUGCUCAUUAUGAGAAGCAGAGUUAAUAAUGGAAAACAUUUUGCCUGGAUGGUUUCUGUUUAAAGGAGAGCGGUGAUAAUUCUUGAACAUUAGUUUUUAUUUUGCUAUUUCUUUAAGCUGUCUGAAGUGCCACAAAAUUAUUUUAAGGUAUUUGUGUUUUUAGAGUGUUCUCAUGAAAUUAGUUGUAGAUAUUUUUAAAAAUACAACUGGUUUUUAAAAAUCUGAGUAUUGCUCUAAACAAGUGUUUAAACUCUGGAGAGAAGGGAAGGUGGAUGGAAGUUGUUUGGCUUUUGUAUUUCCGUGCCGUCAAAUAUAGGUCAGAAGGUCAUCUGUGCAAUCCUGCUGUUUAAAGAACGAUUGGCCUCUGUGGCCCUCAGGAAGGGGCUGAUAUUUUAAGUUGACUGUUUUAUUGUAAAUUAAUCCAUUCUAAUUUUUAAAGACUUGAUUGACUGUUCCUUGUUAAAUAAUUUUAAAAAAUAAAAAAACUGGAAGUUCUUUGCUUAA